AAGCAGCCCUGGGCGUUUAUUGUCAAGUAUUCGUGGUCUUUAUGAUGUACAUUUAGUUCCUUGCUAAAUGCGGUGCAAAACUACGCGUACAGUCCCUGCGCCCUACAUCCAAAGACAAUCACCAUACUCUCCUCGGUCGACCGGUCGGCGGUCAACAUCUACGCCACAUGGUAGUCGAUUGGCUGAAUGAGACGCUGACCUACCGCGGCCGGUCAACAUUUCUAAUUUGGCGCGUAUAGCAGGCCAUUACUAAGACAACCUCCUCCGAGUCACCAGACGAUGCUAGAUCAAGACGAGCUCGACCGCCUACGCGAGUUUCAUGCCGCCCACUUCCCGGGUCGUCCCAUUCCAGACCUUCCCAAGGUUGACCGAAGCCAUCCAACCCAGUCCUCCCCAGAGACGACCGCAGACGAGCAUGACAAUGCGCCACUGGGCUACUAUGACGAUGGCACAAAGAGGACAUUGACGGACAUCCAAGUCAAAAUGUUCAGGCACUCGGAGAUCCAACGACUGCUACAGGAGAGACGAUUGGCCAAAACCCAAAAGCAGAAACAUCACACACAACGACGCAACCUCCGCCCCCACCCUGGGGUUGGUUUCAAGUCACGAACUAUUGCUCAUUCUGAUAAGCCGACCUAUGCGACAGCCGUGGACACACUUGCAUAUGACGACGAGCCCACUCCCGAGCCGACCCUUGAGACAGCCGUCGACGCACUUGCAAAUGACGACGAGCCCAAGACCAACUCGGCGCUUCUCCAUCCUUCUAAAAAUAGUGGGCCGGUUUUUCUGUGGCCCCAGAUAGCCAACAAGUGAAAACAUGCUACAAUUCAGUCUCGACAUUAGAACCUUAUGAGACUGUCAGAUACAACGAGAUAAUCACAUUCAGGCACAUCCCCCCAUUGUGUGAUUACGAUAAGUUCUGCCUAUGCUUGAUGGCUUUGGUAUCCUUGGACGCUUAAUCAGACUCAUUUGAUGCUUCUUCUCCGACUUCAUUUGGACCAGUGGUUGUGGUAUCCUCGGACGCUUGAUCAGACUCAUUUGAUGCUUCUCCUCCGACUCCAUUUGGACCAGUGGUUGUGGCAUCCUCGGGCGCUUGAUCAACCUCGUUUGGUGCUUCUACCCCGACUCCAUUUGGACCAGUAGUCUCGGCGUCCAUCUCAAUAUCCCUAUCCAAAUUUAUCCCCGCAGGAUAACUGGUAAGAGGCAUGACUGGCCCUCCCCAAGUUCCGGCUUGGCCGACAUCCACAUCUAUGAGCGACCUGGCCAUUUCCAUUGUCGUCUGAUCGGGGCUGUUGCUAUGGGCCGCAAGAGAUCUCUCCGGGCGUCGAGGGUUAUUCUAAAAGAGUCAGCAGGGCGGCCUCGAACAUCUGCCAUUCAUCCAUACCUGGGAAGAGGAUCGUAUGUACUAAUAUGCAGCAAGGUCUUGUUAGUUGAAUACUGUUCGGGUCACUCUUUGGCAAUUUGGUCGACUCGAAGCCCACUGCACGAUACAACAUAGGAAUUGAUGAACAGACUUGUAUUGCUGGACCAUGUCCAUUUUAUACUGUUCAUAAUCUACACCUUUCAACACACCGCUUUUUUCAUGGCUCCAUGCUGCCCAAAACCUUUGAUCCUGAGGCUGUUAAACGAAAAUCUUCUUCCCCGACGCUAAUACAUGGGAUCCCAAUUGUUGGCAUGGGUCAAAGGGCAUCCUAUCAGCCUUAGAGCAAUUGGCGUGGGCUUAUUUUCCCGCUUCCCGGUUCCGCCACCGGUCUCUCCAUAAGCGACUCGAGGAGGCCCAAGACUACGGCGUUCAUUUGAUGGAGGCAGGGCCAGCCUGACAACAGGGAUUCUUUUCGAAGCUCUGAGAUUCCUCGUUCCCCGUCCCG
Messenger RNA from Exophiala mesophila, 1868 nucleotides. RefSeq lists its product as uncharacterized. NCBI's taxonomy places the organism in Eukaryota, Fungi, Ascomycota, Eurotiomycetes, Chaetothyriales, Herpotrichiellaceae. The transcript has 2 exons. The record is from RefSeq and is a predicted model, not a curated record. Bases 280 to 813 code for a protein of 177 amino acids.